Molecule: messenger RNA, 1515 nt
Organism: Aspergillus mulundensis
Lineage: Eukaryota; Fungi; Ascomycota; Eurotiomycetes; Eurotiales; Aspergillaceae
Product: sulfatase family protein
Exons: 1
Coding region: 1-1515 (504 amino acids)
Source: RefSeq, a predicted model, not a curated record
AUGGCUGACGACCACGCCUCAAAAGCGAUAUCUUGCUACGGUGCCAACAUAAACCACACACCGCACCUCGACCGCCUCGCGUCGGACGGAAUGCGCUUCAACCACUGCUAUGUGACCAACAGCAUCUGCACGCCUUCCCGCGCCGCCAUUCUUACAGGGACACACAACCAUGUUAACGGCGUGAUGACGCUGGACAGCAAGAUCAAUAACCGUAUCCCCAAUGUCGCGAAGCAGUUCCGCGCUGGCGGGUACCAAACAUCUAUGAUUGGGAAGUGGCAUCUUGGUGAAGGCGUAGACCAUCAGCCCACGGGCUUUGAUCAUUGGAGUGUGGUUCCGGGGCAGGGAGAGUAUUGGGAUCCGCAGUUUAUUGAGCCUGAUGGAGUAAAGAGAGAAGAAGGGUACGCAACAGAUAUCAUCACGGAUAAAAGCCUGGAGUUUAUGAAGAACCGUGAUAAGAACCGUCCCUUCUUCCUGAUGUGCCACCAUAAAGCGCCGCAUCGCAGCUGGGAAUACCAUCCCAAGUACCGAAAUCUCUAUACAGACCUCAUCCGAGUCCCGGAUACAUUCACCGACGACUACAAGCACCGCGCGAAAGCUGCAAAGGUAGCCAAGAUGCGUGUGGCCGAGGAUCUGACCUACGCCGAUCUAGGCCUCGUGCAGCCCGAGGGUCCCGCGUCAACAGUCGGAGUCAAAAUGCUCGAUACCUGGUCCUUCCACGACCGCAAGAUCCCGGCCCCUGGGCCCGAAGAUGUCACGAAACUCCGCCUGAUGGAUAAAGAAGACGGCACGAUCUACACCUUCACCACAACCCAGGACCUCGCGGAAUUCAAGUUCCAGCGCUAUAUGCAGCGGUACUUACGGACAAUCCAGAGCAUCGACGAUAACGUCGGCCGCAUGCUUGACUUCUUGGAUGAAGAAGACCUAAGCGAGAAUACUGUUGUCGUGUACACGUCCGACCAAGGCUUCUUCCUCGGCGAGCACGGCUGGUUCGACAAGCGCUUCAUGUACGAGGAGAGUUUUCAGAUGCCCCUGCUUAUCAAAUACCCCGCUGAAAUCGCCCCUGGGACUAUCUGCAACGAUAUCGUCUGCAACGUCGACUUUGCGGCGACAUUCCUGGAUCUCGCUAGCCUGCGGGUCCCGAGCUAUAUGCAGGGCGUUAGCUUUAAGUCUCUAUUGCGUGGACAUACACCCAGCGAUUGGCAGCAGGUAGCGUACCACCGGUACUGGAUGCAUCGGGACGUUAUUCAUGAAGCGUACGCGCACUAUGGGGUUAGGGAUCAGCGGUAUAAGCUGAUAUACUGGUACAACGAGGACUUUGGGCUCGAGGGGACGAGAGCUGGAGGUCAGGAACGGGAGUGGGAGCUUUUCGACUGCGAGAAUGACCCGCUAGAGCUGUUUAAUGUUUAUUCGGACCCGGCAUACAGCCAGGUUGUGAAGCGCAUGACGGUGUUGAUGGAGCAGAAGAUGGAGGAGAUUGGAGACGAGGCCGUACACACUCUUACACUUCAGAAAUAG